Mesoplodon densirostris (Blainville's beaked whale) is the source of this 2108-nucleotide messenger RNA. It is a transcript of the gene TMEM170B, whose product is annotated as transmembrane protein 170B. The transcript has 3 exons. Gene Ontology annotation, biological process: negative regulation of canonical Wnt signaling pathway. The record is from RefSeq and is a predicted model, not a curated record. Gene Ontology annotation, cellular component: plasma membrane. The coding region runs from base 337 to 954 and encodes 205 amino acids. NCBI's taxonomy places the organism in Eukaryota, Metazoa, Chordata, Mammalia, Artiodactyla, Ziphiidae.
CAGGAGGGUUGGCAGGCUGGCGGCAGGUGCUGCCGCGGCCACUGCUGCCGCCGCCGCCGCCGCCUCCUCCUCCGCCUCCUCCUCCGCCUCCUCCGAGUCCCAGGUCUGCUCGUCCUCUCGCGGUGAUGAGCUGAGCCCCGUCGGGGGCUGCACCUGCCGGCUGCCCAUCACCCCGGACCUCCCGGCGUGACCUCGGCCUCCUCGCGUGCCCGGCACCCGCGGCUCCGAGCUGCCCCUGAGAGGGAGCGGCAGCGGCCUCCUCCGACCCGAGUCCUCGCUCGGGGGCCGCGCGGGGAGAGCGCCCGGCCCCCUCCCCUCCCCAGUCCGCCGUCCUCGAUGUCUCCCCGGCGGGGAGGGGGCUGCCUGGGAGACGCGCUGAGCGGCCCCCCCCGGAGGCCCGUCGGCGGCAGCAGCAGCGACCAGCCCGGCGACCCGAAGCCUCCCCCGGCGGCGGCGGCCUGGAGGAGCCGCGCAGCCGCCGCCGCCCCCGGAGCCUCGCAGCCGCCGCCGCCGCCCGGCGCCGGAGGAGAGGGCGGCGGGCUCCCCCCAGGGAAGAUGAAGGCGGAGGGGGGCGACCACUCCAUGAUCAACCUGUCGGUGCAGCAGGUCCUGAGCCUCUGGGCCCAUGGGACGGUGCUGAGGAACCUUACGGAGAUGUGGUACUGGAUCUUCCUCUGGGCUCUCUUCUCCUCUCUGUUUGUCCAUGGUGCUGCAGGAGUGUUGAUGUUCGUGAUGCUACAGAGGCAUCGGCAGGGGAGAGUAAUCUCUGUCAUUGCAGUCAGCAUCGGAUUUCUGGCUUCCGUGACCGGAGCAAUGAUUACUAGUGCAGCAGUCGCCGGCAUUUACAGAGUGGCAGGGAAGAACAUGGCCCCCUUGGAAGCACUGGUGUGGGGCGUUGGACAGACCGUACUGACAUUAAUCAUCUCCUUUUCAAGGAUUCUCGCCACACUCUGAGGUUUCUGUGGGCAUGUCUUACUUCACAUAAGGAAGCAGAUGUACAGAUUCUCUGCAAAUGGCAUUGUUAACAAGUGGGAAUGAAAUUGUACAAGAAUGUGGAAGGAGCAGGUCAAAACAUAAGGUCUUGAGCUGUGUGGGAAGAUUGCCCUCUGGUGUUCAAGUGAUUGCACUACCGCACUGCACCUUACGUGCCUCCGUCCCAGGCAAGGCGCAUGACACUACGUGAAGCUACGAGAAAAAGCACCUUGUUUAGCUGCCAAUCAGGUUAACACUGGCGUUGAAUCAUCGUUCUUAACAGUGUUGUGUUAAGUUACAGGGACGUUUUGAAGAAUUGACAUAUGUGCCAAACUCUUUUCUUUUUUUAACAUUGAUCAUGUGAAAUUUGCAAGUGUAGAUGUAGAUGAGUGCUGUGAACAUAUUUGACAUGAAUUCAGGUGGUGUUGUGAGAUUUUUGUUCUGUAAUGCUAAAUCCCGUAUGAGUGCUGAAUACCGAAUCAUUUAAUAUGAGACAAAUUAUUUGAUUUUUAACGUUGAACGUUUCUGGGAUUUAGGGCUUUCAUAUAAGUUAGGCAUUAUUGUUACCUAUGUGAAACAUAAUACUUAAUGGAAAACUGCUGAACUCUUUUAAGGACUCAAAGUAGAUCUAUAGGGUGCAUCCUUUUCACUCACUUAAGUAACACUCUUUAAUAGUUUCCCUCAUACAUAAACAUUCUAUUGAUAUGAAUUUUAAAACUUUAUGGGUCAUACACAUUGAUUGUAGCUUGUGUGUCACAAAAGUAUAAUUUGAAAAUUUCCUUUUAAAUUUUGUAAGAAAUCUGAAAUGCACGUUGCAUUCUUGACCCUUCUAAAGAAAGUUUUUGCCGUGUAGCUCAUGGAGAAAACAGCUUUACGACUAGUAUCUCAGUGGGAUUGUAUUACUUGUUGCAUAUAUCUUGAUUUUCGACAAAACAUAAGCAGUCUUUCACUCUGGAGUAUUAACUAUAUUUAAAGAGUGGCAUAAAUUAGGCUAUGAAAACAAGAAGCCUCAUUUGUAGAUAAGAAACACAUAGGAAGAGUAAUAAACUAUCUUACUUUGGGUAUGUGGUAGCAUCAUAAUUUCUCUAAGUAAAAAUUGGGGGGCUUCCCUGGUGGCGCAGUGGUUGAGAGUCCGC